AUGUUCGCCAAGACCCUCAUCGUCGCUCUCGCCGCCGUUGCGGCCGCCGUCCCCACUGCCAAGCAGGUCGGCAACGUCUGCGGCAACGACCAGAAGGCCAUUUGCUGCAACACCCAAGAGAGCUUUGACAAGUUGCACGGUCUGGUCGGCGGCCUCAGCGCCUUGAACGGUCUGCUGCAGUGCUCGCAUGUCAGCGUCUUGUCCAUCGUCGGCAGCCUCGCGGACUCGACGUGCACGAACCAGGUUGCCUGCUGCCAAGACGUCGAGCAGAACGGCCUCGUCAACCUCGCCUGCAACAACGUCGCCAUCUAA
Messenger RNA from Metarhizium album ARSEF 1941, 312 nucleotides. RefSeq lists its product as uncharacterized. Gene Ontology annotation, cellular component: fungal-type cell wall. The transcript is spliced from 2 exons. Bases 1 to 312 code for a protein of 103 amino acids. The record is from RefSeq and is a predicted model, not a curated record. Lineage: Eukaryota; Fungi; Ascomycota; Sordariomycetes; Hypocreales; Clavicipitaceae. Gene Ontology annotation, molecular function: structural constituent of cell wall.